GCACCUGGGAGCAGAGAUGGAUAAGAUACUGGAAGCUGUGGUGAUGUCUUCAUACCCCAACAACGUGAAGCAAGGGCUUGUGAGGCGCGUCAUUGAGGCAGCAAAGCAGCCCAUGGACAGUGAACAGUGCUGGUCCAUGCUCGAGCUGUCAACCAAGCUUUUUCUUACUGGAGACACCAAGUACAAAAGAGAGAUUGGGAAAGAGGUUUUGGAAGUCUACGGCCACUACCACCCAGAGGAGUUUGAGGAGUUCUUCAAUGUCCGCUUCCUGUUGAGUCUCCUCCAGGAAGGUUAUGGGCCUCUGGGAAAAAGAAGUCAUUAUGUGCUAGAUUACAUCCAGUUAGGACUGCAGUUUGUCCUGGAAAGCCCAUCAGCAAACAGCAUUUUCAACUUACUGAGGAUCGAAGUACUCCGGAAAGUCUGCGAGAGGCCCAGCCCCAAGCAAUGCGCUAAAAUCAGCAAACUCUUAACCCAGCAUCCUCAGUGCAUUCCCACGGGCAAACACCAGAUCUUGUUCUGCCAGCAGCUGAUACGGUGCAUCGGGCAGUUCCAGUGCAUCUCCGAAGGGGAAGACGACAUCAUGGAGUUUUUGGAGCAGGUCAACAAAGUGAGCGGUCUGCUGCAGAGGAUCUGGAGGGCUCAGACUUCAGCCAUCCUGCCCUCUUUGAAGGAGCUGUUCACUAUCAUUUCGUCAACAGAGGAGCAGGAAGCACCAUCAAAUGCCUUGGCCAGCGUGGUCCAGUUUGUCCCUCUGGAGCUUAUGGAUGGUGUCAUAAGAAACCUAACCAACGAUGACAGCAUCACUGAUGUGCAAAUGAUGACAGCCAUUAGUAGGAUGAUUGACUGGGUAUCCUGGCCCCUGGGAAAGAACAUAGACAAGUGGAUCAUUGCCCUGCUGAAGGGUUUGGCUGCCGUGAAAAAGUUCAGCAUCUUGAUCGAAGUGACUCUUUCAAAAAUUGAAAAGGUCUUCUCCAAGCUGCUGUACCCCAUCGUGCGAGAGGGGGCUUUGUCCGUGCUCCAGUACAUGCUGCUGAGUUUCCAGCACUCCCAUGAAGCGUUCCACUUGCUGCUCCCUCACAUUCCCAGGCUGGUGGCCUCUCUGAAGAAGGAGGACUCCAACUCUGCCACCAGCUCCCUGGAGCAGCUGGCUGAGCUCAUCCACUGUAUGUUCUUCCGCUUCUCUGGAUUUCCAGAUCUCUACGAACCAGUCCUAGAAGCAGUUAAAGCUCUUCCGAUUCCAAAUGAAGACCGGAUUAAGCACCUCUUGGGACAGAACGCUUGGACCUCCCAGAAGAACGAGCUGGCUUGCUUCUACCCACGCCUGGCUUCCAAAUCUGAGACAGGAAAGAUUGGGUUAAUUAACUUGGGAAACACCUGCUACAUGAACAGCAUCAUACAGUCUCUUUUCAUGGCUUCGGACUUCAGGCAUUCGGUGUUGAAUUUAGCAGAGGGCAACUCCCAGCCCCUGAUGACAAAGCUCCAGUGGCUCUUUGCGUUUUUGGAGCACAGUCAGCGACCUGCCAUCUCACCUGAAAGUUUCCUCUCUGCCUCUUGGCCGCCUUGGUUUACCCCUGGCGCUCAGCAGGAUUGCUCAGAGUAUCUCAAGUACUUGCUGGACAGAUUACAUGAAGAAGAAAAAACUGGAAAAAGGAUCUACCAAAAACUCAAAGAAUCUAGCUUCAUGUCUCAGGCCAUCGAGCAGCAUUAUUUAAACAAGACGUUAAUUGAGAAGAUGUUUGGGGGUAAAAUGAUUACAAAAAUACGCUGCUUGAAGUGUCUGAAUGUCUCCUCUCGAGAAGAAGCCUUCACAGACCUGUCCCUGGCGUUCCCUCCACCAGACAGACAUGUGCUUAGCACAGGGAGUGCAUCUGUUUUACCAGUGGAAGAAAUCGGCCCACAGUUUAUUGAACCUCCUGGAACCUCCAGUCAAAUAAUGGGAUCGCCCUGGAUCAAGAGGAAGCCUCAUGUGUCUGGGGACCAUGCAGCCAACAUCGUGCCGGUGGAAACCCUGGGUUUCCAGGAGCCAGGAAACCAGGCCACUUCCUUAAACAGCAACGCUGUUGGCACGGAUUCAGCCAAGGACCCCCUCUUGGCUUUUGGGGAGCAGACAUGCAGUCCCAAGGACUCCAGAUCUGUACCAGAUUUGAUCAAUUAUUUCCUGUCCCCGGAAAAACUGACAGCAGAGAAUAAAUAUCAUUGUGAGAAAUGUGCUUCCCUGCAGGAUGCUGAGAAAGUGGCUGAGCUGACGGAGGGGCCGCACUACCUCAUCCUCACCCUGCUGCGAUUCUCCUUUGACCCAAGGACCAUGAGGAGGAAGAAGAUCUUGGAUAACGUUUCCAUUCCUUUGGUGCUGAAGCUCCCUGUUCUUGUUGCCCCAGAAGAAAGCGAGGAUGUUUGGCAACGCAGGAAGGACAGAGCUGCACCGGGCAGCAGUUUUGUGUCUGUCAUCUACGACCUCUGCAGCGUGGUGGUGCACUCAGGGAUCUCCUCUGAGAGUGGCCACUACUAUUGCUACUCCAGAGAGUGCAGUGACACCAUUGCCCAUGGGCAGCCUCGAGACGGGGCACAGGAACCCGCCUCUGACAAGCACCGUCCCCAUGGAGAACCCUCCCUCAACAAGGACUUGAUGGAAGCCAUUUCCAAAGACAACAUCCUCUACCUGCAGGAGCAGGAAAAAGAAGCGAGGAACAGAGCUGCCUACAUUUCUGCCUUGCCGAAAUCCCCUCUGUGGUGGAGAGACUUUGACAGGGACAAGGAUGACGACAGCUCAUCGGGGGGCUGCAGCCCCGCUGCUGGGGGAGGAGGAUCCGGCUCCUUUCAUGGACUCGUCUUUUAGGGAUCAG
Molecule: messenger RNA, 2843 nt
Organism: Tinamus guttatus (white-throated tinamou)
Lineage: Eukaryota; Metazoa; Chordata; Aves; Tinamiformes; Tinamidae
Source: RefSeq, a predicted model, not a curated record